This is a messenger RNA of Pedinophyceae sp. YPF-701, 2337 nucleotides long. Lineage: Eukaryota; Viridiplantae; Chlorophyta; Pedinophyceae. The record is from the annotation of a GenBank genome assembly.
AUGACGACGCCGAGCCACGCGGCACUCGAGUCCGUGGCGCACGCCGUGGACCUGGACCGCAUCAGGGCGCUGGACGGUGCCGACCUGCAGCGCGCCCUGCAGGAGGCCCGCGCGGCGCAGCAGGCGCACGAAGAGAACCUCGAGCGGCUGAUCGCCAACCGCGGCAAGCUCGCGCCCGCCGCGGACCGGCUCAGCGACACAGCGUCGUCCACGCUCGCCGACGUCCGCGCGCAGCUCGACGCCCUCACGGGCGCCGUCCGCGCCUCCUCGCAGCGCGCGGACCACGUCAGCGCCCGCGUCCGCGCCCUCGACUCCGCGCAGUCCCGCGCGCGCCAGGCCCUCUCGCGCGUGCAGGCGGUGCAGCGCCGCGCGUCGUGCGUCGACGGCAUCCGCUCCGCGCUCGCGACGGGCGACUUCGAGGCCGCGGCCGACCACGUCAAGUCCUACCGCGACCUCGAAGCCGACACGGCCCUCGUCCAGCUGCAGGGGCCCGGCGCCGGCGAGCAGACCGCGGCCGUGGCGGAGGCGCGCGCCGAGCUCGAGGUUGCGCUGCGGGAGCAGCUGGCCGCGGCGGUCAAGGCGAACGACCACGACGCGGUGCUGCGGUUCGCGGCGCUGCUGGGGCCCGUGGGGCGGCCGGCGGAGGGCGCGGACGCCGUCGCGGCGUACGUCGGGGGGUUGUUGCAGGAGCGGGCACGGGAUGACGUCAGGGAGGUGGACGACGCGGUGAACAGGCCUGGGCUCGGCAAGCACGUCGACUGCGCGGGCGCGCUCACGGGCAUCCUGCGCGACGCCGGCGUGGCCAUCGAGCGCCACCGCGCCCCGCUCGCCGACUCCCUUGGAAGCGGCGCCGUCGCGGUGCUCAUCACCGCCGCGCACGACGUCGUCGACCGCCACGCAGCGUCGGUCCUGAAGCUCUUCGCGAAGUACCGCGCGCUCGCGGACCUCGCAGCGAAGGUCGCGUCUGGCGGGGGGGCGUCGAGCGCCGCCGCCGCGACAGAUGCCGCGCAGGACGCAAACGCCGACAUCGAAGCGGUCCUGCACGAAAUCCUCGCGAUGUGUCUUCAGGGCGAAGAGUACCUGCGGUACGUCGAGGCGCGGCUCGGCGCGGCCGCCGAGGCGGCGCAAAACACCCCCGGAGGGGUCCCCUGGCCCCCGGCGGACGGCGACGCGCCGCCGGCGCUGCGCGGGGGCGCGCUGGCGGCCGCGGUGUCCGAGCUGCUGUCGUGGUACGUCGCGCUCGAGGAGCACUACCUCGAGUCGUCCGUCGACCGCGCCGUCGCCAUCGACGACGUGCCUGCGGGCGCGGUGGUGUCCUCCGUCGUGGACGACGCGCUAUAUAUAGCGUCCAAGUGCUGCCAGCGCGCGAUCAGCACGGCGCACGUGCCGACGGCAUGCGCGGUGCUCACGCAGGCGAACCAGGCGCUCGCGGGCCCGCUCCGCAGCGCCCUCGCCGCGCGCCUCUCCGCGCACGGCGGGCGGCAGCGCAUCGUGGCCAACGCCCCGGGCGCCCUCGGCGAGCUCUCCGACAUGGGCAUCGGCGGCUGGACCGACGGCAGCGUGCCGAAGGAGGCCCGCGACCACUGCGUCGCGAUGAACGACCUGCAGGUGUGCGCGGGGCACAUCGCCAAGCUGCGGGCGCAGCUGCAGCAGGUGUCGCGGCAGGUCUUCUCCGCGGCCCGCGACCGCGAGCGCGUGGACUCCGUGCUGUCAGACAUGGCGCGGACGGCCUCGGACGUGCGCGCCGCGGCCGCCCACGCGGUGGACCAGGUGUGCGCGGGGCUGCAGCCUAGGCUGUCGGACGCGCUGGCGGCGCUCGCAGCUACGGCGUACCACGACGCGGACGGGCCUGGAGCGGCGCAGGGGGCGCAGGGGGGCGGCGCGGAGUCGCCGUGGGUGCGGCAGAUCGCGACGGAGGCUGCCAGUGCAGUGACGUGGCUGGAGGACUUGUUGACGCAGGAGGGGUAUAACUCGCUGGUGUUGGCGCUGACGGGGGCGAUUGCGAGCAAGGUCGAGGGCGCGGUCGCGCGGCUGCACUUCUCGCAGGUCGGCGCGCUGCAGCUGGACAGGGACGUGCGCGCGCUGCAGGCGCAGCUGGCGCCGCUGAGUCAGGCGCCGAUCCGGGACAGGCUGGCGCGGCUGACGCAGGUCGCGACGCUGCUGUCGGUCGAGUCGCCGGAGGAGGCGAUGGACCUGUGGGGCGGCGGCGACGCGGGGGAGGCUGCGCCCGACAGCGGUCGCGGCGCGGCUUGGCGGUUGACCGCAGUGGAGGUGCGGCAGCUGCUGGCGCUGCGGGUGGACUUCUCCGCCGAGGCGCUGAUGGCGCUGCAGCUGUGA